Sphaeramia orbicularis (orbiculate cardinalfish) is the source of this 3175-nucleotide messenger RNA. Its product is annotated as myosin-9-like. NCBI's taxonomy places the organism in Eukaryota, Metazoa, Chordata, Actinopteri, Kurtiformes, Apogonidae. The transcript is spliced from 21 exons. The record is from RefSeq and is a predicted model, not a curated record. The coding region runs from base 121 to 3132 and encodes 1003 amino acids.
GCACAACUGGAAGACCAGCUGGACACACUACAGUCUGAGAUAACCCAUCUGAAUGCAUCUGUCCACACUGUGAAUGAGCAGAAGAGGCAGCUGGAGGAGGAGCUGCAUCACAACAUCCACAUGGUAUCCACAACUCAAGAGCUUCUGAAGUCAGUUCAGGAGGAGCUUUGUGAACAGAAGCAGAUAAACUCUGAUCUGAAAGCUCUGAGACACAACGAGGAGACCUUAAAUCAACAGGUCCAGACGCUGACAGAGAAACUGCAGAGCACUGAAGCUGAGAGGGACCAUCUUCUGUCUGAGAAGCAAACUGACAGUCAGAGCUCCAGCCAGGAGAUGGAGAAGCUGCUGUGCACAGUGACAGCUCUGAAGGAGGAGAGAGAUCAGCUGCAGGACAUUCUGGAGGAGCUGAGACAGGACAAACAGCAGCUCAGAGCACAACUGGAAGACCAGCUGGACACACUACAGUCUGAGGCUGCACAGACUCAGAGUCUUCUACAUGCUGCUCAGGAGGAACUCCACCAGCAAAAUCAGAAGAGUUCAGAUCUGAUGAAGAGCAUGAGUGAGGAGCUGCAGAGUGUGAGAGCAGACAGAGACAGACUGUUGAAUGAGAGGACAGAGGACAGUCACAGGUCCAGCCAGGACAUGGACCAGCUGCUGUGCACAGUGACCACUCUGACUGAAGAAAGAGAUCAGCUGCAGGACAUUCUGGAGGAGCUGAGACAGGACAAACAGCAGCUCAGAGCACAACUGGAAGACCAGCUGGACACACUACAGUCUGAGAUAACCCAUCUGAAUGCUUCUGUCCACACUGUGAAUGAGCAGAAGAGGCAGCUGGAGGAGGAGCUGCAUCACAACAUCCACAUGGUAUCCACAACUCAAGAGCUUCUGAAGUCAGUUCAGGAGGAGCUUUGUGAACAGAAGCAGAUAAACUCUGAUCUGAAAGCUCUGAGACACAACGAGGAGACCUUAAAUCAACAGAUCCAGACGCUGACAGAGAAACUGCAGAGCACUGAAGCUGAGAGGGACCAUCUUCUGUCUGAGAAGCAAACUGACAGUCAGAGCUCCAGCCAGGAGAUGGAGAAGCUGCUGUGCACAGUGACAGCUCUGAAGGAGGAGAGAGAUCAGCUGCAGGACAUUCUGGAGGAGCUGAGACAGGACAAACAGCAGCUCAGAGCACAACUGGAAGACCAGCUGGACACACUACAGUCUGAGGUUCAGGAGUUGAAGGAGCAGCUUCAAACGUUUCAUGAGAAACAAGCUGAAGCAGAGGCCUCUCAGCAGCUGCUCAGUGAAGCCAACAGAACCAUCUCAGAGCUCAGGGAGCAGCUGAGGAGUUCAGAUCAGAAGGAGCUUCUAUCGGCACUGCUGCAGAAUUCCACUGUGGAGCUUCAGACGGCCUUUAGGAACUUCCAGGGCUUCGCAGACACGUGUUCAAGCGUCUCCAGCAUGGCCCGGGACCAGUGCUUAGGAGUCAAGUGUUCUCUGAACCCUCUACCUGAAUCUAAAUCUACCAUGGCUGUGUACAGCGCAGUGUGUCGGCUGAGACUGCAGAGUCUGGACACUCUGGGACACAUCGCAGAGCACCUUCAGGCACACACUCACUGCUACAAGAACCUGUUUGACGCCCUGAUCAACAACGAUCUCGCAGUUUUUGAGGAGCGGCGUCUGCAGGAUGUGCUUCUGUGUAAAACACAGGCCCCCAGUUACUCCAUUAAAGACGAGGACUUCCACUCACUGUGGAAACCCAGAGUCACAGAGCUGUUGGACAGGAGGCAGCUGUACCUGCAGAAAAUGGGCGGCACUUUGGAGAAGCUGCGGACCAACCUGGUGUCUUUUCGCAGUGAAGUGACCACGGAGCUCAGAGAGAUGGAGUGGUUUAAGGAGCAGCUGAAGACCCAGACUUACAGUAACCUGGAAGGGAUCCUGAACUGUGAGCUGGAGCGCAGGUCUGCUCUGAUCCAGAACAGGACCAGGACUCUGCAGGACAUGACAGAGGAACACACCGUCCUGAUGCGGGAGCUGAAGCUGCUGGAGGUUCAGAGCCACUCUGAGCUCCGACAGGAGAAGAGGAAGAGGUCCACACUGCUGCAGGCCCUGGAGGGGGCGCCGCUCCAAACACAGGUGGACCUGCUCAAAGACAACCAGCAGCUGCUUCUGCAGCUGCAACAGGCUGAGGACCAGGUCAAAUCUGUGCGAGUGGAAAACGAGGAGCUGAAGGAGGCCCGGGUCAGAGCCAGCGAGCGCAUGUCCAACCACAAACAGGCCACUCAGCUGCUGCAGACGGAGCUGCAGGACAGCCGAGCACGGGUCCAAGACCAGGAGAACACCAUCCAGACCCUGAAGAACAAACUGCAGGAGGCACAGAAAAAUGCAUCGCCCAGUGCCGUUGAGCUGGAAAAACUGAAGACAAAAGUGUUCAAAAUGGAAAUGGAGCUGAGUUUGUCAUCUGAUAAACACCAGCAGGAGAUUCAGAAGUUGACAGCAUCACUGAAGGAGAAGGAAGAGUCACUGAGGCGGCUCAAACUGAACCUGAGAUCCCAGCAGCAAGAAGACGAGUCCUUCCUGCAGGGGAAGGACCUCCAUGCCAGACUGACCAAACCCAAGGGGGUGGUGGUCCAGAGCAGCAUCGCUCUGGAGAAGGGCAAACUGGAGGAGGAGGUGGCCCAGCUUCAGCUGAGGAUCACUGAGCUGCAGAGCCUGGUGUCCAGUCAACAAACAGAGAUCAACAAGUGGAAGAGCAGAGCGUUCAGGAUGAAGGGCCAGUCUGAGACCACCAAGGCCCAGUCCCCCUCCAAACACACCCAUGCACUGCUGACAGACCCUCAGCUGAUGGCUUCACCCAAGAGGCUCCGCCGGAACCCCAAUCAGAUCCUGGACUCUCCACGAAAGGGGGCGGAGUCUCCACGAAAGGGGGCGGAGUCUCCAAAGGUCUCUAUGCUCGACUUCCCCAAAAGCCGGUUCUUUGGCGCCGAUGCGAGCUCAGAGCUACUGUCCACGAACUGUCCCAAGCAGUUCUUCGAUAACUCCGCCCUCGGAACCAUUCCAGGAGCAUCUGUGGACACAGACCAGAAGGGGGCGUGGUCUGAGUGGCCGACAUCACCUAAACCUGAGGACAUUUGCAAAACCCAGUAGAACCCACACAUGCAACAUCUGUGAAGUGUUUCACUGUUUGUUU